Conger conger (European conger) is the source of this 1737-nucleotide messenger RNA. RefSeq names its product tubulin alpha chain-like. NCBI's taxonomy places the organism in Eukaryota, Metazoa, Chordata, Actinopteri, Anguilliformes, Congridae. Bases 138 to 1490 code for a protein of 450 amino acids. Gene Ontology annotation, cellular component: microtubule; cytoplasm. Gene Ontology annotation, biological process: microtubule cytoskeleton organization; mitotic cell cycle. Gene Ontology annotation, molecular function: GTP binding; structural constituent of cytoskeleton. The record is from RefSeq and is a predicted model, not a curated record. The transcript is spliced from 4 exons.
GACGGAACCUCCCAGCUAUAUAUACGAGGAUUCUGCUGUUGCUUCUGCUUCUGUUACUCGCGCCGACUCUUCGCCGUCUGGACGAGUAGCGUCACUUCUCUAUUUUCCCGGCUCAUCAUCAUCUCUGCGCAAUCAAAAUGCGUGAGUGCAUCUCCAUCCACGUGGGCCAGGCUGGUGUCCAGAUUGGCAAUGCAUGCUGGGAGCUCUAUUGCCUGGAGCACGGCAUCCAGCCGGACGGGCAGAUGCCCAGUGAUAAGACCAUCGGAGGAGGGGACGACUCCUUCAACACCUUCUUCAGUGAGACGGGAGCAGGCAAGCACGUCCCCAGGGCUGUGUUUGUGGAUCUGGAGCCCACUGUAAUUGAUGAGGUGCGCACUGGGACUUACCGCCAGCUGUUCCACCCUGAGCAGCUCAUCACUGGAAAAGAAGAUGCUGCCAACAACUACGCUCGCGGCCACUACACCAUCGGCAAAGAGAUCAUCGACCUGGUGCUGGACAGGAUCCGCAAACUGGCGGACCAGUGCACAGGCCUGCAGGGCUUCCUGGUCUUCCACAGCUUUGGAGGAGGUACUGGCUCUGGUUUCACCUCCCUGCUGAUGGAACGCCUGUCCGUUGACUACGGCAAGAAAUCCAAGCUGGAGUUCUCCAUCUACCCAGCUCCCCAGGUGUCCACAGCUGUGGUGGAGCCCUACAACUCCAUCCUGACCACCCACACCACCUUAGAGCACUCUGACUGCGCCUUCAUGGUCGACAACGAGGCCAUCUAUGACAUCUGCCGUAGAAACCUCGAUAUCGAGCGCCCCACCUACACCAACCUCAACCGGCUCAUUAGCCAGAUUGUGUCCUCCAUCACAGCCUCCCUACGAUUCGAUGGUGCCCUCAAUGUUGAUCUGACAGAGUUCCAGACCAACUUGGUGCCCUAUCCCCGAAUCCACUUCCCUCUGGCUACCUAUGCCCCAGUGAUCUCUGCUGAGAAGGCUUACCAUGAGCAGCUUUCUGUGUCAGAGAUCACCAAUGCCUGCUUUGAACCAGCCAAUCAGAUGGUGAAAUGCGAUCCCCGUCAUGGCAAGUACAUGGCCUGCUGCCUGUUGUACCGUGGUGACGUGGUGCCCAAAGACGUAAACGCCGCCAUCGCCACCAUCAAGACCAAACGCACCAUCCAGUUUGUGGACUGGUGCCCCACUGGUUUCAAGGUUGGCAUCAACUACCAGCCGCCCACCGUGGUUCCUGGUGGAGACCUGGCCAAGGUGCAGAGAGCGGUGUGCAUGCUGAGCAACACCACCGCUAUCGCCGAGGCCUGGGCCCGCCUGGACCACAAGUUCGAUCUGAUGUACGCCAAGCGCGCCUUCGUGCACUGGUACGUGGGAGAGGGCAUGGAGGAGGGAGAGUUCUCUGAGGCCAGAGAAGACAUGGCCGCCCUGGAGAAGGAUUAUGAGGAGGUGGGGGUUGACUCCAUCGAAGGCGAAGGAGAAGAGGAGGGAGAGGAGUAGUAAAGGUGCUACACUUACGUGGAAAUAACUCACUAUAAAAUCUCAUUUUAUCCAUACGUGAAUCUACUGACAUCUGUGGAAGGUGGGAGGUGGCAGGAUGGCAGGCUCUUUGUAAUCACAUAGUAAGAAUCUUUAAAAGAUUAACUGUUUGAUAGUUGUCAGAUCUGUGAUCAUGGUGUUUGAUUUAAUUUAAUGUUUUGGCAUAUUAUUUAUUUCCCAUCACAUAAAAUUUUUAUCAAAAAAAGAA